Molecule: messenger RNA, 3462 nt
Organism: Neohortaea acidophila
Lineage: Eukaryota; Fungi; Ascomycota; Dothideomycetes; Mycosphaerellales; Teratosphaeriaceae
Exons: 1
Coding region: 1-3462 (1153 amino acids)
Biological process (GO): maturation of SSU-rRNA from tricistronic rRNA transcript (SSU-rRNA, 5.8S rRNA, LSU-rRNA); endonucleolytic cleavage of tricistronic rRNA transcript (SSU-rRNA, 5.8S rRNA, LSU-rRNA); ribosome biogenesis
Cellular component (GO): 90S preribosome; nucleus
Molecular function (GO): U3 snoRNA binding; ATP hydrolysis activity; GTPase activity
Source: RefSeq, a predicted model, not a curated record
AUGGCCGGCGAAGAGCAGGGUCACCGAGCCCACCGGCCGUCAAAGGUCAAGAAGAAGCGAGACCCGAAUCAGGCAAACCCGAAAGCAUUCGCCUUCUCUGGGCCCGGCCGCCUCGCAAAGCAAGCCGCCCGCAGUCAGGACAUCCGCGAGAAGCGCUUACACGUCCCGCUCGUUGAUCGCCUGCCCGAUGAAGCUCCGCCGUUGGUAGUCGGAGUCGUCGGCCCUCCAGGCGUGGGCAAGACGACCCUCAUCAAAAGCCUUGUCCGACGCUACACCAAACAGUCCAUUUCCGAUCCCCGAGGCCCUAUCACUAUCGUCACGAGCAAGAGGAGGAGACUUACAUUCAUGGAGUGUCCGAGCGAUAGUCUGGCGAGUGCCAUUGACAUGGCAAAAGUGGUGGACAUCGUCUUGCUCAUGAUCGAUGGCAAUUUCGGCUUUGAGAUGGAGACGAUGGAGUUUCUCUCGGUUCUCUCGAGCACAGGCAUGCCCGGCAAUGUUUUCGGCAUCUUGACACACCUGGACUUGUUUCGCAAGCAAGACACACUCAAGGCGCAAAAGAAGAGGCUCAAGCACCGCUUCUGGAGCGAGCUCUACCAAGGCGCCAAGUUGUUCUACCUCUCCGGCGUCAUCAAUGGCCGCUAUCCCGAUCGCGAGGUCUUGAAUCUAUCGCGCUUCCUGUCCGUCAUGAAAAAUCCUCGCCCGCUCGUGUGGCGCAACUCGCAUCCCUACGCUUUGGCAGAUCGGAUGCUGGACAUUACGCCUCCCACGCUGAUCGAACAAAAUCCGAAAUGUGACCGCACAGUCGCUUUGUACGGGUACAUACGCGGAACGAACUUUCCAUCACAUGAUGCUCGAGUACAUGUCCCAGGCAUUGGCGAUCUCCCAGUCAUACAAAUCGAGGCGCAACCAGAUCCAUGUCCUACACCUUAUUUCCAGCAAGUGCAGGAGAAGGUCGAGGGCACGAAAAAGAGACGGCGGCUUGAUCAGAAGCAAAAGGUCAUCUAUGCCCCCAUGAGCGAUGUCGGCGGCGUCCUCGUGGACAAAGAUGCGGUGUACAUUGACGUCAAGUCCAACACCUUUGAUGUUGAGGACGAGGAUGCCGAACGAGGAUUGGGAGAGCAGAUGGUGGUAGGGCUGCAAGGCGAGCGAAGAAUGCUCGGGCAAGAUGAGCGUGGAAUCAGCUUGUUCAAUAGAGGCGAAAGACUCAAGGAAGUCGAGGACGAGGAGGGGAAUACUGGUCGCAAGAGUAGACGGCAGCCAGCCGUCAUUGAUCAAGAUAAUGAAGAAGGCGAUGGUGAGAUCGACGAAGGCUUUGAAAGUGGGGAUAGCGACGAGGAGGCCGAUCCGGAAAGCUUGCAGAAAGCGCCGCAGCGCAUUGGCAAAACUCGAGAGGAUCGGCAAGUCGAUGGAGACAUCGCUUUCGCGGAUUCUGACAGCGAUCUUGGAUCGCUUUCCUCCAACUCUGACCAAGAACUUGAAGACGGCAGCGAUGGGGAUGGGGAAGGCUCGGAAGACGACGAACAUGAUUUGCGGUGGAAAACAAGCAUGUUGGAUCGAGCCGAGUUACUGCAUGGGAGGAGACAGAUGUACCGCGUUGCAGAUCUCUCCCGGAUGAUGUACGACGAUAUGCUGUCAACCGCCGAGGUCGUUCGAAAGUGGUAUGGUAAUGACGAGGAGGAUGCUGAGCAAGACCGCGAGAGUGAAGCAGACGAUGCACCGCUCGUGAAGAGAGGCCGCAGUGAUGAGCAAGACGAAGACCGACUCGUUCCUACCUUUGACUAUGAAGUGCUGGCGGCUAAGUGGACAGAUGCGGAGAAUCUCGAGGCUCUCAGGCAGCGCUUCGCUUCUUCUGGCCUGACAGGUGCCAAUUCCGAAGCUCUUGGCGAUGCUGUCGAAGGCAGUGGUGGCGAAGAUGAAGAAGAUGAAGGCGAUGGUGCUUUUGAAGAUCUGGAGGCUGGUGAAGGCAAAGGAGACGUGGAGGGUGAUGUCGAGCCAGAGCAGGAAUCUCUGGAAGAGGAGCGGGCACGAAAUGCAAAGAGGAAAGAAGAGCUCAAGUUUCGGUUUGAAGAAGAAGACCGUGAGGGCUUUCUGAACCCGAAAAACGCCAACCGUCAGGCUUCAGGGGCCGAUGAAGAGCAGGAGUUUGGUGAGGACGAAUGGUACGAUGCUCAGAAAGCCCGGCUGCAGAAACAGCAAGAUAUCAAUCGGCGGGAAUUCGAACAGCUCGACAAUCCUUCGCGCGUUCGUGCGGAGGGAUUCAAGGCCGGCACGUAUGCACGGCUGACUCUGUCCAACGUUCCCCAGGAGUUCGUGGAGCACUUCAACCCGCGCUUUCCCCUCUUAAUCGGUGGUCUGCAGCCGACCGAGGAACGGAUGGGCUUCGUGCAGGUGCGGAUCAAACGACAUCGAUGGCACAAGAAGAUCCUCAAGACGAAUGACCCGCUCGUGUUCUCCCUCGGCUGGCGUCGAUUUCAGUCGCUUCCGGUGUACAGCAUCAGCGACUCUCGCACACGAAACCGAAUGUUGAAAUACACGCCGGAACACAUGCACUGCUUCGGCACCUUCUACGGCCCUCUUGCCGCCCCGAACACGGGCUUCUGCUGCGUUCAGUCAUUGUCGAACAAGAACCCCGGCUUCCGAAUCGCGGCCACGGGGGUUGUGCUGAACGUCGACGAGGGCACGGAGAUUGUCAAGAAGCUCAAGCUGACCGGCCACCCUUACAAGAUUUUCAAAAACACCGCAUUCAUCAAAGAUAUGUUCAGCACUGCGCUCGAGAUUGCAAAGUUCGAGGGAGCAGGCAUCCGCACCGUCUCUGGCAUCAGAGGCCAGAUCAAAAAGGCGCUGAGCAAGCCCGAGGGCAAUUUCCGAGCGACGUUCGAGGACAAGGUGCUCAUGUCGGACAUCGUCUUUCUGCGAGCGUGGUACCCCGUGCGGCCCCAUCGCUUCUACAACCCCGUCACCAAUCUACUGGAGAGCGGCGAGGCGGAUUCCUGGGGCGGAAUGCGGUUGACGGGCCAAGUGCGAGCAGAGCAAGGCAUCGCCACUCCGCGCGUCAAGAACUCCGCCUAUCGCCCAGUCGAGCGGGAGGAGCGGCACUUCAACCCGCUGCGCGUGCCGCGCAAGCUGCGCGCCGACCUGCCCUUCAAGUCGCAAAUCACGCAGAUGAAGCCGCAGAAGAGGGAGACGUAUGCGCAGAAGCGGGCGGUGGUGGUCGGGGGCGAGGAGAAGGUGGCGCGGCGCCUGAUGCAGCAGGUGAUGAGCCUGCGCAAGGAGAAGGUGGAGAAGCGGCGGGCGAAGCAGGAGGAGCGCAGGCAGCCGUAUCGUGCGAAGGUGGCGGAGAAUGAGGCGAAGCGGUCGGAGAGGGAGAAGAGGGAGAAGGAGGAGUAUUGGCGGCGGGAAGGGAGGAAGAAGAGGGGACCGGCGGAGGGGGGUGAGGGAGGCGGCAAGCGAAGGAGGACGUGA